Molecule: messenger RNA, 270 nt
Organism: Knipowitschia caucasica
Lineage: Eukaryota; Metazoa; Chordata; Actinopteri; Gobiiformes; Gobiidae
Source: the annotation of a GenBank genome assembly
AUGGCAGGAUUGUCUGAAUCUUGCUCUCAUGUUGGAGCGAUUCUGUUUGCAACAGAAGCUGGCUGCAAUAUGAGAAGCACUGCCUCAUGCACAAGUGAAAAAUGCCAGUGGCUCAUGCCGUCUCAUGUUAAAAAGAUACCAGCUGCACCAGUAGCCUCAAUAGAUUUUACUUCUGCUCAAAGUAAAAAGAAGAAACUAGACCAUGUGAUUUCAGGGGGGUCAGGUAAGCAAGAUUUCAGAGAGCAGCACUUCAGAACACUACUGUCCUAA